Stegostoma tigrinum is the source of this 4897-nucleotide messenger RNA. Its product is annotated as islet cell autoantigen 1-like protein. Gene Ontology annotation, biological process: regulation of transport. The record is from RefSeq and is a predicted model, not a curated record. Gene Ontology annotation, cellular component: Golgi apparatus. Lineage: Eukaryota; Metazoa; Chordata; Chondrichthyes; Orectolobiformes; Stegostomatidae. The transcript is spliced from 14 exons. Bases 404 to 1912 code for a protein of 502 amino acids. Gene Ontology annotation, molecular function: protein domain specific binding.
CCAGCAACUCAACUACACCCAUCUGGACAACUCAAAGAUAAUGACGCAAAACAUCAGCUUUUGUGCUCCUAAGAUGCUGCUUGGCCUGCUGUGUUCAUGCAGCCCCACACUUUGUUACCUUGGAUAACUCACUCCCUCUGCCAUAAGAUAAGCCUUGCGGUCUGGAGAGCUUAGUCCAGCCUCGGCAGCGCCACCCCGUGGUCGGGAGGACUCAGUCCAGCCGUUCUCUGGGCUGUGGAGAACACGUCCGCACGCCCUGAUCCGGCCUGGGUCGAGGUGGAUUUCACUGGAAUGAGCUGAGUUGAGACCGCCGAGGGAGACAGUCUGUCACCCCGGGCUUGGACCCUUCAGCCUCGACCUUCGACCACCCAGUGCCGGUUCCUCACAACAGAAACAGUACACAAUGGACCGUCAUCAAGGGUAUUCUGGAGAGAUGUUUAACCGGCAUGUUCUCAAUGAUGACAAAUCUGUGGUGAGCCAGAUGCAGAAAAAGUAUUGGAAGACAAAGCAGGUGCUUAUUAAAGCAACAGGGAAGAAAGAGGAUGAGCAUGUGGUGGCAUCUGAUGCAGAUUUGGAUGCAAAAUUGGAGAUUUUCCGAAUAGUACAGACAUCAUGCAUGGAUCUUCUGAAGGUUAUUGAGAAAUAUCAGCAAAGACUCAACACUCUAUCCCAGGAAGAGAACGAGCUGGGCAUGUUCCUGAAGGGGCAAAGCGAGCAAGAUAAAACCCCAGCUGGCAGGAUGAUGCAUGCUACCAGUAAAGCCCUGUGUGGUUCUGCAAAGCAAAGGUUAGCACUGCGUGUCCCUCUAGUCCGACUGGAGCAGGAAGUGGAGACGUUCCGGCGACGAGCAGUCACUGAUACUCUCCUCACGGUGAACCGGAUGGAACAGUCCCGAACAGAGUACAGGGGGGCGUUACUCUGGAUGAAGGAUGUCUCUCAGGAGUUGGAUCCUGACACAUACAAACAGAUGGAGAAGUUCAGGAAGGUCCAGGCACAGGUGCGGAAUGCCAAAGUUCAGUUUGACAAGCUAAAGAAUGAUGUGUGUCAGAAAGUGGACUUACUUGGAGCAAGCCGUUGUAAUCUUCUUUCCCAGUCACUUGUUGCUUACCAGAAUACACUACUUCACUUCUGGGAGAGGACUGCUCAUGCGAUGGCACAGAUUCACGAGAGUUUCAAGGGUCAUCAGCCGUACAAAUUUACCACUUUGAAGAGCUUGCAAGACCCAUUUCAUCACCUGACUGAGGAGGAGCUCAACCAGAGUCAGGAGAAAGAGAAGGAAUGUGUAACUAAUGACAUAGACAAGUUGGUGGUUCUGGAUGAAGAUGAAGAACCUGAACCUGGUGCAGGGGAUGAGAGUGAAGUACCAGUGAACGCUUCCAACCAGGAUGAUACACAAUUAGCUGCAGAACUGGAACCAUCUAGCAACACACAGCAGGUCUUCGAGAUGGUGUCAAAGGAUCUACUGCCUGACAUGUUAGAAAGCAACAAUCUGGAGAAACAGGAAUUAACUUUUUUGAAUGACCUAUUAAACCCUCAACCCACUAACUUCAGCCACAACUGGCAGAGUACAUUUGAAAGCUUUGAACCUGUGACUGGAAUGGUCGAACCCAAACCAACAGACACACCAACUGGUUUCCUGCCAUCUCAGCUCUUCGAGCUCAGCCAUGACUCAACAGGAUCUUUCAUUGGUUGGACAGAUGUAUCCAAACAACAGCCUGCACCACCUCUAGCCCCACACCUAGAGACAAAGGUUUCAGAAACCAACCACAAGACUCUACCAAAUGUUCCACCUAGAGCUGCUAAGGGCAACACACAGGACAAAUCAGCUUGGUUCAAUCUGUUUGCAGACCUGGAUCCCCUGUCUAAUCCUGAUGCUAUUGGUUGUAUGGCUGAGGACCUUCUUAAUGCUUGAAGCUGGGCAACACAGACCCUAACUUAUUAUUAUAAUAUACAAAUGUUUUACUACUGCAAUUUUAUGAAAUAUAUAUGUUUAAUGUAUAUAUUUACUAAAACAUUGGGUUACUAUCUCUUAAGCUACAGCAUUUUAGAGUUGCAAUGGGGGUUGGUUCAAUGGAAUGAUUUUGAAUUCCUGUUUAAUUUUUCACAUUCAGGCAGUGCUGCUGUAAUCUGGUUGCUGAUUAUUUACCUGUUUACAGAUAGUACCAAGCAGAUGUUAACUAGCACAUCAGAGGCUGUGGGAUAGAGCCAGAGUUGAUGUAGAAUCUAUCCUGCCUGACAAUAGUUUUCCUAGUCUGCUUGCUAUGUUAGGGACCACACGAUGUCUGAAUUGGUUGAGAAUGAAUGUGCUCAACCAAUAUUGUGAUCUGGCAAUGGGCUAUUUUACAGCAGCAUCAUCAUAUUAGUUACAAGUUUUUUUUUGGACAAAUGGUCAUUUUAAAAAGACAAAUGUAGAAGUGUUCUUUGUACAAUGAAAUGAUUCAUAUCUAUUUCUUAGUUUAAUUACUUGCCUUUUAAUGUUGGACUGGUUUUAAAAAUGUGAUUGAGAAGUGUUUUGAGUGGUGUCUACAAGCUGACUGGAUUGGACCAAAUUGUUUGUUACGAGACACAGGCAGCUGUCUGUCUCUGUGGUGCAUUUACUCCUGGUGGGAGAACUGUGCUAUUACCUGUAGCAUCUGAAACAUUACACUUAACUUCAGAAAGGUGGACUACUUGCUGUUUGUCAUUUUAGCUACAGUUUUCCUUUAUGGCACUAGGACCAUAUUUAUCACUGACAUGAUUAGCAGUCCCUCCUUUCCAUGAAGUCCAGCAAUAAGAGUGCCUUCUUCUAAAGAGGGCCUGUGAUUUGAUGGAAUGGGCCAGGUCAUGCUGAAUAGACACUGCAACUGUUCCUCAUGCACGACGCACUAUGAAAACACUGGAGGUUAAAGAAAUGAGGGAGUAUUGGAAGAAAGAAAACUAAGCCAUCAUAGCAAUUAAAAGUUACAUCUUUAACUGUGGCCUUAGAAAGAUCAAAUGAUUUCUCCUUGGUGCCAACUUGAAAAAUAAACAAACAAUCUGAAAUGAAGUGAGCACAUUUCAACAAGACAAUUGUCAUAGUGUCAUUGGAGUAGUGAGGUGGCAGCCAGGGUUACUACAACCCAGUCUGGUUCUGUGGAAAACUUGAUUGGAUUAUUGUUGUUAAUUGGUCAAGUAGCCUUGCCUGUGAGAAAGGGAGAUACGGAGAUGUGGCAAUUGUCAGCACUGACCCAGUGGUUGGGUUGCAUCUGUCAGCAGUUUUUGUUUUCACUCAUCAUUCAGAAGCUCACUUCAUUAUUGCCUUACCUCAGAAGUGUCAAAAAACCAAAAGAUGCUGAAUGGCAUUUGCAAGCUCCCUGAGAUGUGUUGGAUUCUUGGCACUGUCCACUCUGUCAUUCACUAUAUUAUAAUAGUUUAGGAAGAUAAAGAGUCGGGCGUAGCACGCUACAAGCUGUGUUUUGAACAGAAUACAUCACUGUUUAAACGUUAAACAUUGGUUCCUGUCCAAAAACCAAUAUUUCUAGAGAAAAUGAAUAAGUAACAUUCAAGAAAAGUUUUUAAAUUCUAAGUUACAACCACCGAAUUGGAAAAGAUUUCUCUUAAAAUGAAGAGGACUCUUGAGCACAGCAUGCCUAUAAAGGAGGAAACUGUUACCUUGUCAAACACUGGAAUUGAACACAGCCUUCCUUCAAACAGUGCAACAGUAACACUGAAUUCAAACCUGGACUGUUUCUUAUCGAAAAUUGAGUCAUACGGUCCAGUAAAUCCCCGUAAGGUCUGCUCUGGCUGUGUUCUCUGAGUUUAACUGUUUUCUUAUCACAGAAGUGCAUGCAUAAAAUCGUCAGUACAUUUGAUUGGAAAUCUCUAGUAACUGUAAUGUGAUCCCGAACAUUAUAUAGCCUGCCAGUUACAGAACUGCACAGGAUGUAUUGGAUAAAAUGCAAUUCAUAUACAUUGCACAGAAAUCUCAAUUAAUAGUCAAAACAGCAUGCAUAUGAGAACAUCAAUACUGCUCCACGGUCAUGACACAUGCUGUCGGCUGAUCUUAGGUGAGUUACAAGAGGGAGCCUCACCUUUAUUAAACUUUAUCUUACCAGAGGAGGACUAAGGGAAAAGUCUAUGUACAAAGAAUAAUACCUCUAGUUCACAAAAUAAAUCUGACAUCAUAAACUGAAGCAUGAGUAAUUUAUUGACCACUGUCUGCCAUUUAAGUCUGUCUCAUUUACUACCAUUGUCAUUAUUAUUUUUGGUGUUUUUCGUUUUUGUUUUUGAGGCUCUUGAGUGCAGACAUACCUGCCCAUUUUCAACUAUUUUUGUGACAAUUGGCAUCCUUGUGAAAACUCACUUUGAAAAGCAGCCUGUUUUAAUCAUUUCUAACUUCCACUUGUGUGAAAAUCACCAGGUUUGUUUUUCCACUCUCGUUUGAUUUUGCUUGUAGCCUGCAUACUGUUCAUUAACCUACAGCGAGGUAGACAGCAGUACAGCUACAAUGUGCCCACCCUUCCUAGCCCUCCGGGCUGGACUGAAUUUGACUGGAGUGAAAUGGUGUGGCCCAUAAUCAAUUGAGCAGAUGGCAGGUAAAGAACACAGGGUGAGAAAAUUGCCAAAUAAUAUUUAAUGUUUUAAAUAGUGUAAAAUUAUACAAUAAUUCAGUUGAUCGGCACAGAAUCGCACACAGCCCAGUUGUAAUAAUUAACUUCCAUAACAAAAUUUCAGCAGUUUCUCCAGCAUUGUACCCAGUGAAAUCCAUACCAAUCAUGCUAAAUUGCACUUGUGGAAAGUGCAGUUAAUUGGAUGAUGUCAACUUGUUUUAGUGAGGGUCAUGCUGCAAGCUGAGGACUGUAACUUGACAAAAAAGGAAUAUCUAUGAAGAUGUUUAACACUAACUUUAAAAAGUCAAUAAAGAAAAUGUAGGAUUCGA